This is a messenger RNA of Selaginella moellendorffii, 1671 nucleotides long. RefSeq lists its product as uncharacterized. NCBI's taxonomy places the organism in Eukaryota, Viridiplantae, Streptophyta, Lycopodiopsida, Selaginellales, Selaginellaceae. The coding region runs from base 1 to 1671 and encodes 556 amino acids. The transcript has a single exon. The record is from RefSeq and is a predicted model, not a curated record. Gene Ontology annotation, cellular component: membrane.
AUGGUUGGGACGAUCAAACACCUCUACAACAGUCGAUGGAUGGUUGCAUUGGCAAGUUUCUUCCUCAUGAUCUCCUCCGGAGGAUCACUCAACAAUUUCAGCCUCUUCUCGCAGCAUCUCAAGCUGUCCCUCGACUACAACCAAAAGAAUAUCAACACCAUAAGCUUCUUUAAGGACGUUGGCACCAGCGUCGGGAUUCUCUCCGGCCUCGUCUAUGAUCUCACCGGGCCCUGGGUCGUGCUCCUCCUUGGAUUCGCGCUAAACUUUGCUGGAUACUUCACGAUAUGGCUGGCUACAACGCAGAGAAUCGCCCAGCCCCAUGUCUGGGAACUGUGCUUCUAUCUCUUUAUGAUCGGCGCAUCGGCAGCCUUCACCACCACCGCUGUUCUUGUGGCCUGUGCCAAGAAUUUCCCCAAGAACCAGGGCAUGGUUCUUAGUCUUCUCGACAGUACGCAGGGAUUGAGCGUUGCGAUGUUCACGCUGCUUUACCAGGCCUUCUUCUCUCGCAGUGACGAUUCAUUCGUUCUCUUGCUGGCCUGGUUUCCAUCACUCUUGUGCCUUCUAUUCGCGUUUGUCAUUCGAUCCGUCCCACUCGACGGCCGCUACAAUGACUCGAGAACGCUCUUCGCCUUCUUGUCAGUAACUUUGAUCCUGGCUGGAUAUCUCAUGGCUAUUAUCAUCCUCCAGCAUUUCGUGCGCCUAGAAUCUCGGAUCAUCAAGGCCUUCUUUUCCAUUAUGCUGAUCAUUCUCUCCAUCCCAGCUCUUGUGGUUCUGAGACAGGAAUCCAAAACCCUCCGGCAUCGCCAUCGCGAAGAAGUUGAUGUUGAUCUAAUGGAAAACGCAGCGAUAGAAACUCCUCAAAUAGAUUAUCAAGACGUAGAUCCUCCGGAUCAUGAAGCAGACGCCGCUGCUCCAGCUAUCGCCUCGCACAUUUCGAUCUUCUUCAUUAAAGGAUCGCCCGUCAAGCGAGGAGACGAUUUCACAAUCCUCCAGGCGCUCUGUAGCAUCGACAUGUUUCUCAUCUUCGUGGCUUCAACCUGUGGCAUUGGCGCUGUGCUAACUGUGACCAACAAUUUCGGCCAGAUUGGAACGUCCCUUGGCUACUCCCAGGCCGGAACAAACACUUUCAUCGCCCUCCUUAGCAUCUGGGACUUCAUCGGUGGCGUUGGCGUUGGCUUCAUCUCGGAUAUAUGCCUCGCCAGCUAUGGCGUCGCAAGGCCCUUCUUCCUGUGCCUGGUUCUCUUGCUUCUCUCGCUUGGGAGCUUGAUAAUCGCUCUUGGGCUUCCCGGAGCGCUCUUCUACAGCUCGGUUUUGAUUGGGCUGUCAAUCGGUGGCCAGUGGUCGGUUCUUUACACCAUGAUAGCGGAGAUCUUCGGACUCAGGUUCUAUGGGACGCUCCAAAACGUAACUUACGUCGCUAAGGCGCUGGGAACUUAUGUUUUGUCCGUCCGGGUGGCAGGAGUUUUAUACGACCGCGAGAGUAAGCUUGGACCAAGCGAUGGAAGUUUGGAUGGUGAUGAACUCCUUUGCCAUGGACCACAUUGCUACAGAACAACCUUCUUCGUCAUGGCUGGAGUGUGCUUGUUUGCAUCCAUUGUGAGCUUGAUAUUGUGCAUUAGAACAGCAAAGUUUUAUAGCGUCACUCUUCGAAAGAGACUAACUGGUAAAUAA